Mercenaria mercenaria is the source of this 2142-nucleotide messenger RNA. RefSeq names its product translation factor Guf1, mitochondrial-like. Bases 81 to 2078 code for a protein of 665 amino acids. Gene Ontology annotation, biological process: positive regulation of translation. NCBI's taxonomy places the organism in Eukaryota, Metazoa, Mollusca, Bivalvia, Venerida, Veneridae. Gene Ontology annotation, cellular component: mitochondrion. The transcript is spliced from 18 exons. The record is from RefSeq and is a predicted model, not a curated record. Gene Ontology annotation, molecular function: GTPase activity; mitochondrial ribosome binding; GTP binding.
AUUGAAAAUGGCAGCCUCCAUAAAAAAAUAAGUGCGCGUUAAAAACUACGAGUUUUGCUCUGUCUUGCAGUCUAUUCAUUAUGAAUGCAAUUCGUUCAUGUCCCAUACACCGGUUACUUCAAAACAGGCACAUAACGAAUAGAUGCUUACAUAUUCUCAAGAAGAAGAGAGGUAUAUAUCUAAAUGAUGUUCUCCAUGGAAGAGUCUUCAGCACUUCAUUUGCUCUGGCAAAUAAGCAGAAGAUAGCAGACUUUGAUUUGUCCGAAUUUCCGCCAGAACGUAUCAGAAAUUUCAGUAUUAUAGCUCAUGUUGAUCAUGGGAAGAGCACACUAGCUGACAGACUGCUAGAAACUACAGGUGUGAUAUCAGUGUCAAGUAAGAACCAGCAGGUACUGGACAGGUUACAGGUGGAAAAGGAGAGAGGGAUAACUGUAAAAGCACAAACUGCUUCAUUGUUCUACACACACCAGGGAACCAGAUACCUCCUCAACCUCAUUGAUACACCUGGUCAUGUUGAUUUCAACUAUGAAGUGUCAAGGUCGCUGUCAGCUUGCCAGGGAGUCAUUUUAUUGGUGGAUGCAAACCAGGGUGUGCAAGCUCAAACAGUGGCCAACUUUUUCCUAGCAUUUGAUAGAGAUUUACCUGUGAUACCUGUACUCAACAAGAUAGAUCUUAAAGGUGCCCAGCCUGAUGUAGUCAUGCAGCAGCUCAAUAAACUCUUCGAUAUUCAACCUGAAGAAGUUUUACAGGUUUCAGCAAAGCUGGGUACUGGGAUCAAUGAAGUUUUGCAGGCAAUUGUUGAAAGAAUUCCAGCACCUGUGGCAGAUGUACAGAACCCUUUAAAAUGUUUGAUGUUUGAUUCCUGGUACACUCAGUAUAGAGGUGCUGUAGCUAGUAUAGCUGUCCUAGAUGGAGUGGUAAGGAAAGGUGAUAAGAUAAUGACACAUCAUAAGAAGAAAGUACAUGAAGUACAAGAGAUUGGUAUAAUGUAUCCUACAGAAUAUCCCACUGAUGUCCUAUAUGCAGGACAGGUGGGGUAUAUAAUAGCAAACAUGAAGAAUAUUAAGGAUGCAAUGGUAGGAGAAACAAUAUAUCACCAGAACCAGCCUACACAACCUAUGCCAGGCUUUAAACCGGCUAAACCAAUGGUGUUUGCUGGUAUAUUCCCUGCUGACUCAUCUCAGCAUACAGCUCUCAAGACAGCCAUAGAAAAACUUACACUUAAUGAUUCCAGUGUAGAUAUACAUGUAGAUAGCAGUGCUGUAUUAGGCCAGGGCUGGAGACUUGGAUUUCUAGGUUUACUACAUAUGGAUGUAUUUAUUACUAGACUAGAUCAGGAAUUUAAUGCCUCUGUGAUAGUCACAGCUCCUAAUGUUCCGUACAAAGUGACAAUAAUAGGUGCAAAGAAUAUAAAACAGUAUGGUGGGGAAACAGUGACAAUAUUAAACCCUUGCAAGUUACCUCCAGUUGGAAUUAUCACCGAGUACAAGGAGCCAAUGGUUAAAGGUACAGUCAUAGCCCCAGCAGAGUAUAUAGGAGACAUUGUCAACAUAAUUAUGGAGAGAAGGGGAACUUAUCCAGAGCAGACGUAUUUAGAUGAAAGUAGGAUGAUGUUUACAUCUGUCUUACCACUUAAUGAAAUACUUGUCGAUUUCUUCGAUGAACUCAAAUCUCUGUCAUCAGGAUAUGCAAGUUUUGAUUAUGAAGACGCUGAUUUUCAAACAUCGGAUUUAGUGAAAGUAAACUAUAUGUUAAAUGGGAAGGAAGUUGAUGAACUGACAAUGUUAUUACAUAAAUCACGUGCUAGAGAUAUUGCUAAAAAAGUUUGUGAGAAACUGCAGACAAAUAUUCCAAGACAAAGCUUUCUGAUAACAAUACAGGCUGCAGUCGGCAAAACUAUACUUGCUAGAGAGGAUAUUAAACCUUUCAGAAAAGAUGUUACUGCUAAAUGUUAUGGUGGUGACGUAAGCAGAAAGACAAAAUUACUGAAACAACAAGCAGAAGGAAAAAAGAAAAUGAGGUUGAUAGGUCGCAUUGAAGUACCUAGAGACGCUUUUAUAAAUAUACUGAAGAAAUAAAUUGUGAUAUUCUGUUCCAGUUUUUAUUUAUUUUGUUCAUGAAUAAAACAUACUUAAAACUUCA